Molecule: messenger RNA, 2087 nt
Organism: Brassica napus (rape)
Lineage: Eukaryota; Viridiplantae; Streptophyta; Magnoliopsida; Brassicales; Brassicaceae
Product: flavonoid 3'-monooxygenase CYP75B137
Exons: 2
Coding region: 471-2021 (516 amino acids)
Molecular function (GO): heme binding; oxidoreductase activity, acting on paired donors, with incorporation or reduction of molecular oxygen; iron ion binding
Source: RefSeq, a predicted model, not a curated record
UUCUUUUCAGUUUGGUUUAAUAUCAUUGAGAAAAAAAAUUAGUCCUAUUAAAAGUAGAGAAAUUCUGUAAAAUAGUUUUUUUUUUUAAGUUUUUUCACAAAAAUAACUUUUAACGAAGAAAAAUAACUAAAAUAAAUGUUAUUAAAGGGUAAAAAUACAUUUAUACCCUAGUGUUGACUAAUCUAGAUUUAAGGUUUAGAGUUAAGGAGUGGAGUUUUGAAGAUAGAGAUUCAAAUUUUAAAUAAAAAAUUAAUUAAAAAAUGUUAUUUUGGUCAUUUUUCUUAUUGAGUGAUAUUUUGUGAUAAAAAUGGCUAUAUGACAUAAUUGUCUUAGCAUGUAUUAUUAAUCUUUUUAUUGUAUAUAAGAAAGUGAAGGUGAGAUGAUGGUGUAUGUUGAAACCGUAUAUACGAAAAAACUAUACAACUACUUUUGACAAGCUCAUACUUCCUAGUUCCUACAAGUAGGUGCCAAUGACGUCUCCUAUCUCAGAUCUCUUUACCAACACAAUCAAUAUUACUCCUACCGCACUUCUCGUUCUCACUACCAUCUUGACAGUUCUCUGGUUCCUCUUCAAGCGCUCGCCACAACCGCCUCUACCACCUGGACCGCGAGGGUUACCUAUUGUCGGAAACCUCCCAUUUCUUGACGCGGACCUUCACACAUACUUCACAACUAUCGCUCAGAAACACGGUCCGAUCUUCAAACUCAAACUCGGCUCAAAACUAACCGUUGUUGUGAACUCUCCAUCGCUGGCUCGAGAGAUCUUGAAAGACCAAGACAUCAAUUUCUCAAACCGAGAUGUCCCUCUCACUGGCCGGGCCGCUACCUAUGGUGGUCUCGACAUAGUUUGGCUACCAUACGGUUCUGAAUGGAGAAUUCUCAGAAAACUUUGCGUUAUCAAGCUUCUUAGCCGCAAGACUUUGGAUUCUUUCUACGAGCUUCGACGCAAAGAAGUCCGUGAAAGAACGAGAUUUUUAUACCAGCAAAGUCAAGAAAAAUCGGCGGUGAAUGUCGGAGACCAACUGUUCUUGACGAUGAUGAAUCUAACGAUGAAUAUGUUGUGGGGAGGAUCGGUGAAAGCGGAGAAUAUGGAGAGCGUUGGAGCAGACUUCAAAGGAGUCAUUUCUGAGAUGAUUAGGCUUUUGGGUGAGCCUAAUGUUUCGGAUUUUUUUCCUUGGCUAGCUAGAUUCGAUCUUCAAGGGCUUGUGAAGCAGAUGCGUGUGUGUGCUCACGAGCUCGAUGCCAUAUUCGAUGGAGCCAUCGAGCAGAUGCAAAAGCUAGGACGUAAAGAUGAUGAUAAAUGCAAAGACUUUUUGCAACAUUUGAUGAAGUUAAAGGACCAAGAAGUUAAUUCGGAGACUCCCAUUACAGUUAACCAUGUCAAAGGCGUACUUACGGAUAUGGUGGUUGCUGGUACUGAUACCGCUACAAACACAAUAGAGUUUGCGAUGGCCGAGCUUAUAAGCAACCCAAAGCUGAUGAAGAGAGCGCAACAAGAGCUAGACGAAGUUGUAGGAAAAGAAAACAUUGUUGAAGAAUCACACAUCACUGAACUUCCUUACAUACUAGCCAUAAUGAAAGAAACACUUAGACUUCAUCCAACCAUUCCUUUGUUAGUCCCUCACCGUCCAGCUGAAACUGCCGUGGUGGGCGGUUACGCUAUCCCUAAAGAUACUAAAGUUUUCAUCAAUGUUUGGUCUAUCCAAAGAGACCCAAACGUGUGGGAGAAUCCGACUGAGUUUCGUCCCGAGAGGUUUCUUGAUAAUCAGUCUUGCGAUUUUACUGGAACUGAUUACAGCUUUCUUCCAUUUGGAUCUGGCCGGAGAAUUUGCGCUGGUGUAGCACUCGCUGAGAGGAUGGUUUUGUACACUCUUGCGACGCUAUUACAUUCGUUCGACUGGAAGAUUCUGGAAGGAUGUGUGUUGGAUUUGGAAGAGAAGUUUGGGAUUGUCUUGAAGCUCAAGACCCCUCUUGUUGCCUUGCCGGUUCCGAGGUUGUCCGACUCGAAUCUUUAUCAAUAGAUACUAAGAUCUUUGUAUUUAGCAAUUCUUAUUCAAAACCAAAAGAGUAUUAAUUGCUUUCUUUCA